ACCAGAAAAAGGAGUUAGAAAUUUUGUCUAAGAAACAAUUAUCUGCAAAGAUGAGUCACAAAGAGGAAGAAAAGGAAAAGGAUGUUGUGGAAGUAUUUGUGAAGACAGAGGCUGAAGUAGGUGCAACUGGUUUCAGUGUUAAAAGUGGAGAAAAAGAUGGCAUAUUCGUCAAACAUGUUCUGAAGGAUUCUCCUGCUGCAAAACAGCUACGAAUGAGAGAAGGUGACCAACUUAUCAGUGCUACAAUUUAUUUUGAUAAUAUCAAAUAUGAGGACGCACUCAAGAUUUUGCAGUACUCAGAACCAUACAAAAUGAAAUACUGCCUGAAACGAACAAUAUCUAAUACACUAGGAUCAGAGGCAGUUGAAGUAAAAGGAAGUAAACCUAUCGUGGUGGGUCUAUUUUCUGUUAAAUAUUAG
Hemiscyllium ocellatum (epaulette shark) is the source of this 419-nucleotide messenger RNA. Its product is annotated as periaxin-like. Gene Ontology annotation, biological process: regulation of RNA splicing; peripheral nervous system myelin maintenance. Gene Ontology annotation, molecular function: protein binding. Lineage: Eukaryota; Metazoa; Chordata; Chondrichthyes; Orectolobiformes; Hemiscylliidae. Gene Ontology annotation, cellular component: cytoplasm; nucleus. Bases 51 to 419 code for a protein of 122 amino acids. The transcript has 3 exons. The record is from RefSeq and is a predicted model, not a curated record.